UAGUAAGAUACUCGAGGAAUUUAGCUGCUUCUAUAUCGAAUUACUACACCAGGAUUAACGCUAAUUGGUGUCGCUUUUAAGUGUUAAAUUAGUGCAUGUUAAAAAAAUAAGGAAAUUACAGUAGACUUAAAGGAAACUUCUUAUCCGGAUUGAACAGUUUUGAUAAUUCUAAAGUUGUGAAAUAACAAAUAGCGCAACAAAAACAACAACAAUAAGAUAAACGCUCUUUUCGGAACUCCUUAGUUUUUAUCCGCCUUCUUCAUAGAUUUUACCCGCGGUUGGUUUUAUCGCUUCAGAGUUUGCUUAGACACUCGAUAAGGUGUUAAAAGUGUUAAUUGACAAGCUUUUGACAGACGUAGAGGAAACAAUUAUGAUUUGUUACUACUUUAAUGGGUAAAGAAGAUGUGAAAAAGAAACACCGCGCAGUAUUUGCACAGUGAUAAAUCUACCGGGAUACGCAUUUAAAGCUGAAAUAGUGACAAAAUUCAGAGGCAUUUGUUACAAACACGUUUUCAUUGUAGAAAACGGCGGCGUUAACAAUAGAAAUACUUUAGAUGAACUUUUAGUAGAGUUUUAUCAGUAAUGGUUAAUAUCUUUUGUCCUGUUAUUAAUUCUGUGAAAUUCCGAGGAGUCAAUCAAUUCACUACUUCAACUUAGGAUGGACACGUAACACAAAAAGAAGUGAUCGAUUCUCUAGUAGCGUUGAUCGCCCCGGAUUAUCUUCUAUUGUUUGGGUGAUUACUGAUGAAUGUGUGCCGAAUCAUUCGGGAUUUUCCUUAACGAAUUCGGUAGAUAUGAAUUAAAGAUGUUCUGAAGAGAUUGCUAAAGAAAUUAAAGAGUUCUCCGUGGGAUCGUAACCUGUGGGAAAAAGAAAAGAAAUUGAACUGUUGUGGAAUUUAUUACGUACGAAUGAAUUGAUUUUUUUUUAAAGAUUAGAUUAAAAAUAACGUUUAAUUGAAAAUUUUAAAGGAUAAUAAUAAAAAGAAGACGGAUUUGACAGUGAUAAAUUAUUGUUAAAAACUGCAUAACUAAUAUUGUGAAAUAAAUGUGACAUUGUUAGAAUAAACAUGCUCUUGGAUAAAGUACCUAAACGAUAAAGAAAUAGCAAAAUAUGGAAUAAAAUCAUGUCUUGAGAGGAAUUUAUUAUAAACAGAUCGCUGCAGGUUAUUUUUUAUAAAAAGAUGUGAUGAAGCAGUUACAAUGAUUGUUGUACGAAUGAAUCUUCUCAUAUUGGUCACGUUGAUCAAACUGGGAGAAGGUACACAUGCUUUCCUUGACCUUCUGAAGGAAGCCGAGUACGAGCCUAACUCGGAACCUAUAACAUUCCAUCGCCGUGGUACCUCAAGACCGGCUCCGUCAGAUAAGCUGCCGGUCUUAGACCUUAUAGAAAAUCCAAGUUCUAUGUUUGAUCCGCCGGAGUCGGAGCUAAACCAUAGAAAACUAAGAAAAGCUCUUGGUAGAGACUUUGAUUCGGAGUACAUGGGUAUCGGCCGUCCUAUAAUUGCCGUGUUUCAACCGAAUGGGACGGUUACUGUUAAAAAGCGAAAGGGACGGCCUAAAGGAAGGCGGCCGGACUAUAUUCAAAAUGUUGGAAAACCAAUACGAUAUGGAAAUCAAAUGAGACUGCCAGGAUUAAAUGUUAAUAGGAGGACUAAAAGGAAAAUAAAGAAAUAUAUGUGGAAUUACACGCAUUGUCCGGUAGUGUACGCAUGGAAGGAUUUAGGCAUCAGAUUCUGGCCGCAGUGGAUAAAAGAGGGCCACUGUUAUAAUGGACGAUCAUGCUCGAUACCCCCGGGGAUGAGUUGUCGGCCGACAGGUUCUGAAACACGAACAAUAUUUAGAUGGCAUUGUCCAUUGAAUAAGAAAGGUCAGCUCAUGAAAUGUAAAUGGAUUAGAAUUCAGUAUCCAAUAAUAACAGAGUGUUCAUGUUCAUGUUAAAUAAUUGCUUUCAUUUAAAAGAUGAAUUAUAGUGCGCCAAGUGUUGUGUGUAAAUAUUUAACACUGUUACAUUACGGGUUAAUUCUGGUACCGGUAAGGUGCAUAUAGAAAUUGUUGAAUAUUUUGAACAUAUUUUGACGUUUGUGUAUAUUUAUUGAAAUAUGUUUGAGAUUUCUCUGUACCUCGUUCAGGACUGUUUACUUUGAAUAAAUGGUGGGAUGUAGGCCAGUCAUUCGGAUAUUACCAAGUAAAAAGUUGUUAAGUGUUUUAACUUUAGCAUAUAUAUGCUAGAAUAUGAUAAUGUAAAUACUGAAACCACUUUUGUCUAGAUUUAGAUAUUGUUUUCUCAAAAUGUUAUAACGUAAAUUUAUACAGAUUAAUAUUGAAAUUGAUACAAAUAUAUCUGAGUCGGAAACAAUACAAAAUGUAUAGACAUAGAAAAGUUAUAUAAUACUAUAGGCUGGUCAAUAACUGAUUUUUGUUUGACCUUGAACAGUACAAAGCUUUAUAUGCUAAGCAUUAUACAUGCAUUAGUUUAAAUGUUACUUUGACACAAUGAGCAAUGUUUCAUGUUGAAAAACGACUUAUAGUUCAAUCAAACACCUUUGAUUCCUUUUUAAAAAACAUUAUGAAAUUGAUAAAAUAUAUGCGACUUUUUAAAUUGUGAAAUAUUUAAACGACGAAUUGUUUAACUCUCGUAAUUAUAUCAUAAAUAAAAAGCACACGAAAAUUUACAACAUUGAAACUAUAUACACUUCCUAGAUGAAUUGAUUUGGUAAAAUAAAUUUAUCCUAAUUUGUAAGUAUAGUUUUACAAAAGAGUCAUGUAGAGUAUUACCCUAUAUUUGCAGUUAUUUAGAAAUUAAUUUAUGUUGAACCCCAAAUUCAAAUAAUGAAGUUUAGUAAUUUAAAUUAUUGAAUACAUAUAAUUAAUCGUUUUAUGUAUAUCAUAUCAUUAGAAAAUUUGGCACUCUCCGAUAAUCAUUUUUGUUUGAUUUUGAAUAUGAAAAUGUACAGUUUGAAAAAUUGAAAACCUUAGAUGGGCCAAUAAUUUUAUUGUUUGACUUUUACAUAUGACGUUUGUCGUUAUAAGAGGCAAUCAAAACUGUUUUAAACAAUUUCAGACCGUGGUCAACCAGUAUACGUAUAUCGAAAAUAUUGUACACAACUUAGUUAAUUCUAAUUUAAAAUAUAUCUAUUGAAAUUUAGUUUUGAAACAAGCUUUUACUAUUUAUAUUAAUUGCUUUAUGAGUUGUAUGACUUGAUUUUAUAUAAUGUUAGUAUUAACCCAAUUUAAGAUUCAAAAAAACUCUUAAAUGUGUUCUUAUAUGGAAAUAAAAAUUUUCUUUUUUAAAUCAAUUAAAAAAAAUCAGCUGAUUUUGUUUUAAGAAACCAUACACACUGACAUGGUCAAGUAGAAAAAGUCACAUGUUUGUUUUUUUUGUUUUAUGUAUACUGAAAUAAUAUGCCAAAUGAUUUGCAUGUUACACGUUUCUUUGAAUUGUAUUGUUAUGUGAAUAAAUCGUGAAUAAUAAAUCACA
Molecule: messenger RNA, 3478 nt
Organism: Ruditapes philippinarum (Manila clam)
Lineage: Eukaryota; Metazoa; Mollusca; Bivalvia; Venerida; Veneridae
Product: noggin-1-like
Exons: 2
Coding region: 1201-1938 (245 amino acids)
Biological process (GO): negative regulation of BMP signaling pathway; dorsal/ventral pattern formation; negative regulation of cell differentiation
Source: RefSeq, a predicted model, not a curated record